AUGGGCGCGCGACAGUCGUCCGAGGCACCGGCAGAGGAUGCCUUUGUCGAUUACUAUGAGCUGUUGGAAGUCGAGCAAACAGACUCUGCCGAUGUCAUCCGCAAAUCCUAUCGCCGUCUAGCUUUGCGACUUCACCCCGAUAAAAACCCUGGACGUGAGGAGGAGGCGAACAAGAAAUUUAUCAAGUUGCAAGAAGCCUACGAUGUGCUCAGUGAUGAUCAGGAACGAGCCUGGUACGACCAGAAUCGCGAGCGUCUCAUGCAAGGGCUCGACGAAGAUGAGGAUGAAGACGAUGUAGAUGCCAAGUUCCAGUUCUUCAAGUCGGGCGGCACAGCGCCCAAGGCGACGUCUAUGGCGGCCGGCAUUGGUGUCCCACAUAUCCUGCGCUUCUACGCACCAUCCAUGGCGAAAGAUCUGCGUGAUACCGAUACCUCGUUCUACGGUACAUACCGCCGCCUCUUUGAGCGAAUGGCCGAAGAGGAUCGCGUUGCUGCGCCCUACCCAGGCGAAGACCAUACAGGCGACUUGGGCGACGCGUGGCGUGAUCAGGCGUCUAUGUACCCAUCGUUUGGUCAUCCUGAUACGCCGUACACUGAUACACCGGCCGCUAGCACGUCUGUACGGGACUUUUACCAGUUCUGGAUGCAGUUUUCUAGCCGCAAAAGCUUUGCAUGGAAGGACAAGCAUGAUCUGCGCGAUGCGCCUGACCGUCGUGUAAAGCGGUUGAUGGAGAAAGAGAACAAGCGGGCGCGCGAACAGGCACGACGUGAGUACAAUGAUGCGAUCCGUGGCCUUGCCGCGUUUAUUCGCCGUCGAGAUCCACGGUACAAGGCGUUCCAAGCACAGCAGCAAGCGGCACAUAGUGCAGAGGCACAGGCCGAGUUAGCCGAGAAGCGGCGUGUUGAAGCCGCCAAGCGUCAGGAUGCAAAGCGUCAGCAGGCUGCGUCCUUCCAGGCCCAAAGCUGGCAGAUGGCCGGCGAGCCGGACGACGGUGGUUUUGAUGACUUUAGCAGUGGCGCUUCCCUGGACGAGGCGUCAGAGGCAGAAGACCCAGCAGGCGAUGAGGACGACGAAGAGGAGCCUAUGUGGGAUUGCGUGGCGUGUAAUAAACGAUUCCAAUCGGAGGCGGCCUGGAUCAAUCAUGAGCGCAGCAAGAAGCACAAGAAGGAAGUCCAGCGUCUUAAACGCGAGAUGCUAGAAGACGAUGAAAUGCUCGACGCACUCGGCGAAGAUCCAGUGGCCGAGAUCGCAUCGGAGACGCAGGAGCUGCAUCUUGACGAUGAGACGUCACGAAAAAAAGACAAGAAACGCAAGAAGCAGGAAAAGAAAAUGCGAGUGGCGAUGGGGUUGGAGACGUCCGAGCCGAUGACCACCGCCUCUCCGUUGUCGGACACCGAGCGGGCGCAACGCAUUGCCAAGACACUUCCUCACCUGGCCACGCUGCCUUCGUUCCUGGACCGCCCGGAAGGGUCGUUUGACGUCUUUGGCUACGGCUCGCUGAUCUUCAAGCCACCGCCUCAUGUUAUCGGGUACACGCCCGGCUAUAUCAAGGGGUUCGUUCGUCGCUUUGCUCAGAGCUCGGUCGAUCACCGCGGCACACCUGAGCGUCCUGGGCGUGUCGUGACCUUGGUCUCGUCUGAGCAUUGGCAUAGUCUACCAGAUGCCGAUGAGGCGCCGGAAGGCGAUAUUGUAUGGGGAAUCAGCUAUACCAUUGAUCCUGCCUAUGCGGACGAGGUUCGUGCGUACUUGGACCACCGCGAAAAGAAUGGGUAUACACCAAUCUGGGAGCCUAUUUACGGCUUCCGAGAGGGCAAGGACGACGAUGAUAAGCCGCAUGUCCUUGUGCCCCAAGCCCUCGUCUACGUCGGCUUACCUGGCAACGAGGCGUUUAUCGGACCUACGCCGCUGGAUGCCUUGGCCGAGCGUAUUGCAUCGUGCCACGGCCCUAGUGGACCGAAUUAUGAAUACCUCUUACGGCUGGCGGAAGCUGUCCGUACAUUGACACCUCACAGUGAAGACUUUCAUCUGUUCACACUUGAAGAAAAGGUGCUUGCCUUGCAAGCGAAAAACGAGACGACCACUCCAGAGCCGCUACCGUCGUCGUCGUCACCACCGCCACCACCGCCUGAUACCUCGAAAAAGGCACGGCGGAAGACGAAGGGCAAGACCAAGGCGCCCCCUGGGUCUGAAGUGUGCAAUGUAUGCCAUGCCGCUUUCCCAUCGCGGUCCAAGCUAUUCAACCAUGUCCGCGAACAAGGCCACGCGCUUGCCUCUUCCCAUAUGCCAAAAAAGUAG
Messenger RNA from Malassezia pachydermatis, 2295 nucleotides. RefSeq lists its product as hypothetical. Lineage: Eukaryota; Fungi; Basidiomycota; Malasseziomycetes; Malasseziales; Malasseziaceae. Gene Ontology annotation, biological process: glutathione catabolic process. Gene Ontology annotation, cellular component: cytoplasm. Gene Ontology annotation, molecular function: glutathione specific gamma-glutamylcyclotransferase activity. The coding region runs from base 1 to 2295 and encodes 764 amino acids. The transcript has a single exon. The record is from RefSeq and is a predicted model, not a curated record.